Molecule: messenger RNA, 1170 nt
Organism: Rhizophagus irregularis DAOM 181602=DAOM 197198
Lineage: Eukaryota; Fungi; Glomeromycota; Glomeromycetes; Glomerales; Glomeraceae
Source: RefSeq, a predicted model, not a curated record
AUGGAUAUCAAACAACAAAAAGAAUUUUUAGUAAAAGCAUAUCACGAAUGUCUAUAUCAAGAAAAAUCAUUACGUAGGCCCAUAUUUUAUUACAAGGACAAAAUAAUUGAAAUUAGGAGAAAACUUGAACCAACUGAAGAAGAUUUUGAGAAAGAAAUAAGAUUAGAAAGAGAUUUAAGAAAAUAUGAAAGAAAAAUUAGAAGAGAUUACGAGACUCUAAUGGACAUAAAAGAGAGUAUAAUUAAAAGAAUAAUUAAUAUAAAAACAGAGUUAAAAACCAAAAAGAAAUAUCAAAAUAAUUUAAAAGAAAUAUGUGAACUACAAAAAUAUGGUUAUAUAAUAGAUGAUAGAGAAUUAAAUCAUAGAUUUACAGAAUUUUGGAAUUGGAUAACUUUAGAAACUACAGCAUAUGAUUUAUUCAAUCAAGUUGAGACAUUAAGAAUAUUUAGAGAUAUAUUAUAUUUAGGAGAGAAAAUUAGAGUAAAUAGGAAUAAAAUUAGAGAAUUACAAAAGAGCAUAAAAUUUCACAAAAAGGACACUUAUUAUCACCAACCAUGGAAGAGUGAUUACCUCACAAAUGCUAUAGAAACCCAAUUACUAACAACUAAUGGAUUUAAAGGAGAAAUUGUGAUAGAAAACCCAAAUUUGAAAGAAGAAAAUGACGAAUAUAAUAUAAUAAUUGAAAUAUUACAAGAAAGAGGAAUACAAAUAGAGAAAGAAGACUUGAUGAGAAUAAUAUUCACAUUAGGAUACAACCCAGCACAAAUAUAUUUAAAAGGGUUUAUAGAGACUUAUAUUGAAAAUGAAGGAGAAAGUAAUGACGUGUUAAAAACAAUAUUGGAUAGAUGGAUAAGUGAACACCAAAUUGAGGAGUCACAUGAUGAAUUUUCAUCUGAUGAAGAUGAAAAUGUUAUAAAAACCUCACUAAAUCCCUCAAGUUCUGAAGAAUCAGAAAAUUCAAGUAAUAAUACAACAGAAAAUAAUAGUACACAUAAUACAAGAACAAAUACCCCAACUUCAGGAAAUUCAACUAGAAGUAAUAGUCCACCACUAAUAAUGGCAGCUACUAGGAAUGAAAUAAGAGAAAAUAUUAGAACUAAUCCCAAAAUGAGUUAUAUUAUCAAGAUAAUGAAUAUUACCCAGCAGAAAGGACAACUAGGAGUCAAGUAA